This is a messenger RNA of Ceratosolen solmsi marchali, 2548 nucleotides long. RefSeq names its product cGMP-dependent 3',5'-cyclic phosphodiesterase. Gene Ontology annotation, biological process: signal transduction. The record is from RefSeq and is a predicted model, not a curated record. Gene Ontology annotation, molecular function: protein binding; 3',5'-cyclic-nucleotide phosphodiesterase activity. The transcript is spliced from 13 exons. Lineage: Eukaryota; Metazoa; Arthropoda; Insecta; Hymenoptera; Agaonidae. The coding region runs from base 39 to 2528 and encodes 829 amino acids.
AAAGGCGAUAAUAAAAUAAUAACACACGGAUGUAAUAAAUGAAGGGAGAAAAGAAGGAACGUCGGCAGGAAGGAAUGAAGAGCGGAAGACUGGUGGAAGAGGAGAAAGAGAGGAGGAGGAGGAAGAAAAUGCAACCGGGGACUGGCAAGGAGUGUGUGUGUGCGCGCGCGGGAGGGAGGAGCAUCGCCGAAGCAUCAAGACCACCAAUAGUAGCGUCAACGACAACGGCAACGGCAACGGCAGCGGCAGCUUUACCAGCGGCGGCAUCUCCCCCGUGCACGAUGAGUGCGAGGGACGAGGAGCACGAUUCCUGCGCUGGCGAGCCUGAGAACGCGCUGCCCCUGCUCCAGGAACUCGCCGACCUGCCCUGCACGUCCGUACAGCAAAAGCUCAAUCGCUACUUUCAAGAUGCAACUGGUGCGAAAAUAUCGUUCCUGUCACCCGUACGCAAGGAAACCGAGGAAAUGGUCAUUCACGUUGUAGGCGAGAAAAUACUUGAGCAAGAAUUGAGGUUUCCAAUAAGGAGCGAUGGCUUGCAGCGAGCUAUGGCGAGCGGCCAGUCCCGCAGGGAACGCGUCGCCGACCUGGGCCCGGACCUCCUGGCGACCCUCGGCCUCGUCGUCUCGCCUUUGCCGGAUGCCUACCUCUGCGUGCCGGUCCAGCAUCCGAUAAAGCACCAAGUGGCCCUCGUCGUCUAUCUCGUGGGCUUUGCCGACGAAGCAGCGAGCGCCGAGCUCGUCUGCACGAAAAUAGUCCAGGAAUGCUUCAGAUACUGUCUUAGUCUAUUGCUGAGCACUCUAAGGUGUCAGGAGGAAACGCGUCUCAAGCUGCAGUGUCAAGAUUUAUUGGUCGUCUCGAAGAAACUCUUUACGCGCCUUGGAGACCUGACGGACCUGCUUCGUGAAAUAAUGACGGAGGCCAGGAAACUGACGAAAGCCGAGCGCUGCUCACUGUUCCUCCUGGAGGCCGAACAUCAAGAGCUUGUGGCCAAAGUUUUCGACGGACUUCCGACCGAGGAAUCCACUCAAGAAAUGCGAAUUCCUCUUGGUCAAGGAAUAGCGGGUCAUGUCGCAAUAACAGGAAAGUUGCUUAAUAUUAGAAAUGCGUAUGAUCACCCGCUGUUUUAUCGAGGAAUAGACGAAGCCACUGGCUUUAAGACGAGAAACAUUUUAUGCUUUCCCAUAAGAGACGAGAAUGGAAUUAUUGGUGUAGCUCAACUGUGCAAUAAAAUAAAUGGACUUUAUUUUGACGUAUUUGACGAAGAAGUGGCAAUGGCUUUCAGUAUUUAUUGCGGUAUCUCUAUAAUGCAUAGUAUUGUUUACAAAAAAAUCCAAGACGCCCAGGCCAGGAGUAAACUUAGUAACGAGCUUAUGAUGUAUCAUAUGCAGGUAGAGGAAGAAGAUGUUCAGGCUUUAUUGAACUGUAGAGACGAUCAUAAUAUAAAAGAUUUCGAUACAUUUAGUUUUUGCCCUCGUACUGUACCUUACAGACAUAUGCCUUGUUAUGUGUUGAAAAUGUUUGCAGAUUUGGAUUUUAUUCGACGGUGGAAAAUCCGAAAGAACGUACUAGCGAGGUUCAUACUGUAUGUGAAAAAAGGUUAUCGCGAUGCGCCUUAUCACAACUGGAUGCAUGCAUUUUCAGUAGCUCAUUUUGCCUACUUGCUUAUGAAAAAUCUAAAUUUAGUGAGGGAUGGUUACAUGAGCUCAUUGCAAGCAUUAGUCUUUCUUGUAUCGUGUUUAUGUCACGAUAUCGAUCAUAGAGGAACCAACAAUUCCUUCCAAACUAAGUGUGGAACUAUACUAGCCAGUCUAUACAGUUCCGAAGGAUCUGUAAUGGAAAGACAUCAUUUGGCACAAUCAAUGUGUAUUUUGAAUACCGAAGGCUGCAAUAUUUUUGAGAAUCUCAGUAGCGAAGAAUAUAGCGAGGCCCUUGAUUUACUCAGAAAUAAUAUUCUCGCUACGGAUCUUGCGUCACAUUUUAGAAGCGUAGAUGAGCAGCGAGAGGUGACAAAAGAAGGAUACGACAAAAAUAAUCCUAAGAAUCGAAAAAUUUUGCAUGCAAUGUUUAUGACGUGUUGUGAUCUUAAUGAUCAGACGAAAAAUUGGAGAGUUUCGAAACAGACAGCGGAACAAAUAUAUGACGAAUUUUUUUCUCAAGGUGAUUUAGAAAAAAGUAUGGGAACAGCACCGAUUGAGAUGAUGGACAGGGAACGAGCAUCAAUACCAGAUCUUCAAGUUCAAUUUAUUACAAAUCUGGUUUUGCCAUUGUUUACGAAUUUAGCAACGUUGUUUCCAUCGAUGCAAUCUAUAGUGCACAUAAUUGAGAGAAAUCGUGAAAUAUGGAGAAUAGCUACGGCCGUGUUUCAGAAAUAUAGUGAGAAAGGAAUGACUGGAAUGGAUAUUUUACUGAAUGCACAUUUGGAAGAAGAAGUACUUUUAAAUUUUGAUAAUUCUGAUGAAAUAUCCGUAAGUCGGACCUCUAGUAGUAAGAUAAAUUUUGAUUUAGAAAGUACAACUUUUGGCGUUUGAAAAAUCAUUAUUAUUCAAGC